CCCGGGGACACGCGACGGGGACGCGGCGCCAGCGUGGUGGCCAGACGGGCUCGGGCGGGACCCCCCAUCUCCUCCCCAGGACUCUCCCGCUGCCCCGGUCCAGGCCCCUGGGAGCGGAGGAGGCGUCGCGGGGAUGCGGGCGGCCCCAGUGCCCUUGCCAGACGGAGGCGCCUGCUCUCCAUGCCCUGGCCGGGGUCCCUCCCGGGCCACCUCCGAAGCCUGAGCCGGUCCCUUUUCCUCUGGAAAUGGACGUGCCCAGGGCGCCCUCUGGUGGCUUCCGGAGCUGAGCGUCGGUGAGUCCACCCCCAUGGCAGCGUCGGGCCUCACGCCGCGCCCCAGGCCCCCGCCCGGGAACGAGACCCUGCACCAGCACUACAACUACGUGGGCAAGCUGGAGGGCAGGCUGGAGGAGGCCCCCGACGGCAGCACACCCACCACCGUGCUGCUGCUGGCCGUCUGCAGCCUCAUCGUGCUGGAGAACCUGAUGGUUCUGAUCGCCAUCUGGAAAAACAACAAGUUCCACAACCGCAUGUACUUCUUCAUCGGCAACCUGGCCCUCUGCGACCUGCUGGCCGGCGUCGCCUACAAGGUCAACAUCCUGAUGUCGGGCAAGAGGACGCUGAGCCUGUCCCCGACCGUCUGGUUCCUGCGCGAGGGCAGCAUGUUCGUGGCCCUCGGGGCGUCCACCUGCAGCCUGCUGGCCAUCGCCAUCGAGCGGCACCUGACCAUGAUCAAGAUGCGGCCCUACGAUGCCAACAAGAAGCACCGUGUGUUCCUGCUGAUCGGGAUGUGCUGGCUCGUGGCGCUCUCGCUGGGCGCCCUGCCCAUCCUGGGCUGGAACUGUCUCCGCGACCUGCCCGACUGCUCCACCAUCCUGCCCCUCUACUCCAAGAAGUACAUCGCCUUCUGCAUCAGCGUCUUCACGGCCAUCCUGGUGGCCAUCGUGCUGCUGUAUGCCCGCAUCUACGCCCUGGUGAAGUCCAGCAGCCGCAGGGUCACCAGCCCCCACACCUCGGAGCGCUCCAUGGCCCUGCUGCGCACCGUGGUCAUCGUGGUGAGCGUCUUCAUCGCCUGCUGGUCCCCGCUCUUCAUCCUCUUCCUCAUCGACGUGGCCUGCAGGGUCAAGGAGUGCGCCGUCCUGUUCAAGGCCCAGUGGUUCAUCGUGCUGGCCGUGCUCAACUCCGCCAUGAACCCCGUCAUCUACACGCUGGCCAGCAAGGAGAUGCGGCGGGCCUUCUUCCGGCUGGUGUGCACCUGCCUGGCCCGGGGCCGCGGCGCCCGCUCCUCGCCCACCCAGCCCGCCCUGGAUCCCGGCAGGAGCAAGUCCAGCGGCAGCAACAACAGCAGCCCCUCGCCAAAGGGCAAGGAAGACCCUCCCCAGAGAGCCGCCUCCCCCUGCAUAACCGACAGAAACACACCCCUGCAGAACGGGGUUCUCUGCAAGUGAGUGCACUUGCCUCCGGGAAGGGCGGGGCAGACCCGGGCUCUGCGGCCCCACCGCGUCUACUGCACGCCUCGCCCUGGGAGGUCCAGAGCAGGGACUUGGGAAACCUAUCUCCUGAUAGCCCGCCCGGCAUGGACGUCACGCGAGGAGGGGGCCCAAGGACGCGCCCGCGUGGUCCAGACCGUGUGCUCGGUUUCGGCUCGAGUCUUCCGAACGCACCACGCUGCUGACGGUAUCUGCUGCCCGCCCCAGACCCCACGGGCUGCUCCCGCGGGACCUGGGCCGGGGAGGUCUGGGCCCCACAGUGUGCAGUGUUUCCUGGAUCGUCGCCGUGAUGUUUGGUGACUUCACGCUACACCGUGCACGGGGUGGAUGCCUGUGUGCUCAUCCCUGCGUGACGGAGCCCUUGUGUCCCGCGGGCCUGCUGUUGGUGCGGGGCGGCAGCUUGUAGCGGUGAGCGGCAGCGUGUGGCACAGCCAGACAGUAGGAAGCCCGGGUGCGUCCUGACUGAGCUGGAGGAUGUGGCUGGAGACUCAGGGCACAGGCCAGUCCUGGGCUCCGCAGACCGACGUGAGGGCUUGUGCUCCGCCGGCUCUGGCUUUCCAGAGACGUGUGGUUCCAGGCUGGCCUCCGAAGUGCGGGUCUGAGCGAUCCCGGAGGUCGGGGGGUCUGGUGAUCUCUGGGAGCCGUGUGCCUGUGUCUCUUCUCUGCACAUCCAAACCCACAUUGACCAAAUUCCCUGACUGGGGUUCCUACAGGUCACAGAAGAGCCAGGGUCUCCCAGGAGACCAGCCAAGAAAGGGACCCACGAGGGAGAAGCAGAGGACAGACCCCUGGCCUGAAGCAGAAGCAGUGGCCUGUUUCUGCAGUGGAAUGUUCGCGCUGUGUUAGGAGAGGUUUCCAGGGCCGUGCUGAGUCUCGUUCUCUCUGAUCAGAAACGCUCGGGGGCAGCCGCCCGUGCCGUUCCGGCACAGUAGCGCCCGGCGGGCUCCACCUCCCCAAAGCUGACCCUGACAGUGACCCAUCCAGUGCACUGUCCAGGGCAACACAAGGAUGCUGGAAGCUUCGCCAGCUGCCUGGGCUGACCCUGUGUCCCUGAUGGCCACGUAAAGGGAUUACUCAGGAGGUGUUUCUGUGUGCGCCUGCCCCAAGGACCACCCGCAGGACAAACGUGUGCGCAUUUGCAGAGUUGACGGGUUCUUGGUAAAAACAAAACCGAGAAGCCUUCAAAAGGACUCUUACCUGGUGAGGCCACGUCAGAGCCCCGGGCGUUUCUCAGAUACGUGAGGGCCCGGGGUGGAGGGUUCGGCCAAGUGAAGACUCAGUCUUACCACAUCAAUGGUCUGGGAGAGAAGCUGGUCCUGACGUGUGGUACCUGAUGCAUGUUCCUGGCCCCACGGAAUGUCCCGGUGGGUCCCGGGUGGUCUCCGUGUACCGACCACACCGUCCUCCCUUCUGUUACCAAUGUAAGGGGAUGUCCUUGGGGGCAUUUUGGUGGCUUACAUCACUGUAAAGGGGCUGCUUUCUGAACUCAGAGAGCGUUUCUAGAAAAGUCCAGCAUGAGGUACUGGUUGAGAAGAUGAAGCCAUGUUUCCGAGAGCCGGAGUGUUGGGCGUCGGUGCCCGCCAGGCGAUGACGUGACUUCAGCACCUGGAACCCUGGCUCUGAGGGGCGUCGGGGGUCCUGUCUCUGGUGCUGAUAUUAGUGACAGUCGCUCUGUGGUCCCAUUGAGAGAAGGCAGAACUUGCAAGCCGUCUGAAUGAAAAAUAUGCCAAAACAGGAAGUGUUUGCCUGAUGGAUGCAACACGUGAUCAACCGUAAGCCGGUGUGCCCGGCCCUCGGCAGCCCGCUGGGGCGCGUUCUGGAGUUGAACGUCAAGGCCAGAGAGCACUUAUGCUAGAUCUCGCUUGGUUAGUAACCUUCACCGUGUCCUGUGUGUUUGUUAAAAAAAUAAAAUAAAACCAAAAGCCUGCAUAGAAA
Suricata suricatta (meerkat) is the source of this 3424-nucleotide messenger RNA. It is a transcript of the gene S1PR3, whose product is annotated as sphingosine-1-phosphate receptor 3. Gene Ontology annotation, molecular function: sphingosine-1-phosphate receptor activity. Gene Ontology annotation, biological process: G protein-coupled receptor signaling pathway. The record is from RefSeq and is a predicted model, not a curated record. NCBI's taxonomy places the organism in Eukaryota, Metazoa, Chordata, Mammalia, Carnivora, Herpestidae. The coding region runs from base 308 to 1447 and encodes 379 amino acids. The transcript is spliced from 2 exons. Gene Ontology annotation, cellular component: membrane.